Eremothecium sinecaudum is the source of this 597-nucleotide messenger RNA. It is a transcript of the gene POP3, whose product is annotated as Pop3p. The record is from RefSeq and is a predicted model, not a curated record. Gene Ontology annotation, cellular component: nucleolar ribonuclease P complex; ribonuclease MRP complex; cytosol. The transcript has a single exon. Gene Ontology annotation, molecular function: ribonuclease MRP activity. Bases 1 to 597 code for a protein of 198 amino acids. Gene Ontology annotation, biological process: nuclear-transcribed mRNA catabolic process, RNase MRP-dependent; tRNA processing; intronic box C/D snoRNA processing. NCBI's taxonomy places the organism in Eukaryota, Fungi, Ascomycota, Saccharomycetes, Saccharomycetales, Saccharomycetaceae.
AUGGAAUCACUGAGCAAAGUGCAGAAGCGGAUCGCGAAGAAAAAGCAGGUUUAUAAGCCUAUUCUGGAGAACCCGUACACGAAUGAGGGCGAGAUGUGGCCGCGGGUGAGCGAUCAGGCGCUGGUGGUGGAGCUGCUUAACAAUUAUGUGUUGCGGCCUUUGAAGCACGCAGCCGAGAUGGAGGGGUCUCAGUGCCCGGUGGAGGUGGUUGCGGGCUUCAAUCCAGUCAUGGAGUGCCUCGUGGCAGACGGGCCAGACGGGACAGACGCAGCACGUGAUAUGCUCUUAUUCGUGUGCAAUAAGGACGGGACGCCAAGCGUGUUGCUGUCUCAGAUCCCAAUUGCGGCAUAUAUGGCUCGCGGGAAUGUUACGGUGGUGCAGUUGCCGAAGGGCACUCUCAGCAAAUUUGACGAGUGUUUGGUAGGAACUGUCCACGAUGGACUGCUACUGGUGCCGGUUAUAAAAGCCCUGGAUCCGAGCUUUGUGUCCAACGUGAAAAAGUGUGUACAAGACAGGAAACUGCAAUGGCUGGACCCUUUGAAGUACAGGCCGGCGUCUACUAAGCUGCUUGCUACCACGAGGCCGCUUAGUAAGUGA